Vicia faba (fava bean) is the source of this 891-nucleotide messenger RNA. Lineage: Eukaryota; Viridiplantae; Streptophyta; Magnoliopsida; Fabales; Fabaceae. The record is from the annotation of a GenBank genome assembly.
AUGGAUCCUAAUUAUUUUCAUUAUCAACAAACUUUGUUCAAUUACGUGCAAAAUUAUCAAAAUUCUCAAUUUCCAUCGGUGCCAACAAACUCCGCCAUAUUUUUUUCGUCACCAAACAAUCCAAAUAUGUAUCAUAGACCUCAAAUGAAUUCUAAUAGUAUAGAAUUUUUUCCUCAUAAACUGGAAACACCGAUUGGGUUUAAGUCUGGAUGUCAAGUUUCACCAUUUUCUACUCAAGUUGUUGUGGGAGUUGAUAAAAAAGCUGAGAGUUUUUGGUUAAGAAUCGCUACCAAUUAUAACCAGUAUCGUGGACAAUCGCGGGAAAAGUUAGGUGGACAAUUAAAAUAUCGUUGGCAUCGAAUAAAUGACUCGGUUCAAAAAUUUGUUGGGUGUUACAAGCAAGCUGUUAAUGGAAAGAAAAGUGGGACAUCGAAGAACGAUAUCAUGACCGUUGCACAUGCUUUUUUUGCUCAAGAUGAAGGUACAACAUUCAAUCUUGAGUACACAUGUCGAUUGUUAAAAGAUGAACCUAAAUGGAUGAGAGAAUCGAUUAGAAAUUCUUCAAAAAUAACAAAGGCUUCUGCUAGUGGGGCAUCAUCGGCUAACCCAGAUACACCUUCAAGUUAUGAGUUUAACUCAUCAUCACCAAUGGAGCGUCCAAUGGGACAAAAAGCAGCAAAAAGGAAGGGUAAAACAAAGGAAAUUCCAAAUGCAACGCAAGAUGCAAGGAUUAAAAGAUUAGCAACAAUGAAAAGACUAGCUCAAUGUAAGGAGGACGAGCUAGAAUUAAAGGCAAUGCAUAUCAUCAUGGAAGACACUUCUAUUAUGAAUGAUACUCAACGAGAUCUUCAUAAAAAAUAUUGUAAUAAGAUGAAAAAAAAUAGAAUGUAA